UUUUCAUCUCUGUAUAUGGCCCUAUUGACUCCGUGCUGUGGUAUCUCGUUCUCAUGUGGUAAAUCUUAGAGGGAAGUCCUUCUUCUCUUAUAAAGUUGUGUGAUUGCCGCGUUUGGUUCCCACAUACCACAAGUUUUAGGGAGGAGGCGAGGUGUGUUUUCUGAGGGAGGCAGGCCUUUUUUUGAUAUGGCUUCAGAAAUCAUGUAUGCAGAAGUGAAGUUCAAGAAUGAAUCCAACUCCCCAGGCACCGACUCAAAUUCUGCUGCAGCUCCCGAAGUGAAGCCCACCCCUCAUCUAAGUAAGCCUGCUGGCCCCACGCUGCUUUUUACAUCUUUGAUGGCACUUUUCCUGCUGUUGGCUAUCUCAUUCUUAGUUGCUUUUAUCUUUUAUUUUCAAAAGUACUCUCAACUUCUUGAAGAAAAUAAUGCUUUAAGAGGUCUAAAUUACACAGAGUUGAGCUGCACAAAAGACCAUUCACUCAAAAAAGACAAGUUCUGGAGCUGUUGCCCAAAGGACUGGAAGCCGUUUAGUUCCCACUGCUACUUCAUUCCCACUGCCUCGGCAAACUGGAGCGAGAGUGAGGAGAAGUGCUUCAGCAUGGGCGCUCAUCUGAUGGUGGUCCACAGCAAGGAAGAGCAGGAUUUCAUCACCAAGAUCCUGAAUGUUCAUGAUGCUUAUUUUAUCGGGCUUUCGGAUCCAGGUCAUCGGCAGUGGCGAUGGGUUGAUCAGACACCAUACAAUGGAAUUGCCACGUUCUGGCACCCAGGUGAGCCCAACAACGACAAGGAACAAUGUGUUAUAGUAAAUCAUCCACGUUCUAGUUGGGGCUGGAAUGACAGCCCUUGCAGUGUGAAACAGAAGUCAGUUUGUCAGAGGAAGAAAAUAUACGUAUGA
Messenger RNA from Phodopus roborovskii (desert hamster), 894 nucleotides. RefSeq names its product C-type lectin domain family 4 member A-like. The record is from RefSeq and is a predicted model, not a curated record. Lineage: Eukaryota; Metazoa; Chordata; Mammalia; Rodentia; Cricetidae. The coding region runs from base 187 to 894 and encodes 235 amino acids. The transcript is spliced from 6 exons.